Molecule: messenger RNA, 6866 nt
Organism: Bombyx mori (domestic silkworm)
Lineage: Eukaryota; Metazoa; Arthropoda; Insecta; Lepidoptera; Bombycidae
Gene: Asap
Product: arfGAP with SH3 domain, ANK repeat and PH domain-containing protein
Exons: 16
Coding region: 237-3224 (995 amino acids)
Biological process (GO): regulation of DNA-templated transcription; positive regulation of GTPase activity
Cellular component (GO): cytoplasm
Molecular function (GO): GTPase activator activity; sequence-specific DNA binding; protein binding
Source: RefSeq, a predicted model, not a curated record
AAAACAAACCACAUCGUUCUAUGCAUUCAUCAAUCAAUUUAGUAAUUUCAUUCAACGUUGUAGAGAAUGGGUGUAUCGUGAGAUUCGGAGCUUUUGCGAUUAUUGUUUUUAUUUGCGUGUUUGUUAGUGACAAUGCGGUUGUUAAAUCUUUCUCUUGACAUUGACUAGUGGUUUAAUUUUGCCUUCAAAACGGCUGUUAAUUGGACUCUGGUGGCAAAAUAGUGAUAUCAGUAACAAUGCCGGGUCUUAUUGGUAUUGGUGAAUUCAUUGAGGAAACUCGAGAGGAUUACAGUUCACCGACUACAUCUACGUUCGUGUCACGAAUUCCACAAUGUCGUCAAACAAUCAACGCUCUAGAAGAGACACUGGAUUACGACCGCGAUGGCCUAACGAAACUGAAGAAGGCGAUAAAAGCCAUACACAAUUCCGGAAAUGCCCACGUGGACAACGAGAUGUAUCUUUCACGAACACUGGAGCGGCUCGCUGGGAACGCUCUUAGCAAAGAUUCCGAGCCAGAUAUUGGAGCAGCCUUCUUCAAGUUCGCUGUCGUCACAAAGGAACUAUCGGCACUUAUGAAGACUCUGAUGCAAAACAUUAACAACAUAGUGAUGUUUCCGGUCGAUAGCCUUCUAAAAGGAGAUCUGCGUGGUGUCAAAGGUGAUCUAAAAAGGCCUUUCGACAAAGCUUCCAAAGAUUACGAGUCUAAAUAUUUGAAAAUCGAGAAAGAGAAAAAAUCGCAAGCAAAAGAGGCUGGCCUCAUACGUAGCGAAGUUACGUCCGCUGAAAUAGCCGAUGAAAUGGAAAAAGAAAGGAGACUUUUUCAACUACAGAUGUGCGAGUACCUGAUCAAGUUCAAUGAAAUAAAAACCAAAAAAGGAAUCGAGUUGCUUCAGCAUUUAGUUGAGUACUAUCACGCGCAGACAAAUUAUUUUCAAGACGGCUUGAAGACAAUCGAACAUUUCGGUGUUUAUGUAGCUGAUCUGAGUGUCCAGCUACAGAAAAUUAGACAGCAACAAGACGACGAGAGAAGGGGGCUCCUAGAAUUGAGGAACAUGUUGAGGGCAGCAGCGCCACAGGAUCGAGAGGUAGCCUCUUCGGUGGGAGGCUAUUCUCUCCACCAACUGCAAGGCGAUAAACAACACGGGGUGACCAGAAGUGGUUACCUUUUAAAAAAGUCCGAAGGUAAAGUAAGACGUGUUUGGCAAAAACGUCGCUGUCGGGUCGCCGCUGAAGGUUUUCUGGAUAUAUUCCAUGCCGAUGAAAACAAGACUCCAGCUAGAGUUAAUCUAUUAACGUGCCAAAUCAAAGUAGCCGCAGACGAUAAGAGGGCGUUCGAUCUAGUCUCAUACAACCGUACCUAUCACUUCCAAGCCGAAGACGAGGCCGAGCAAAGGGCUUGGACAUCAGUUCUGGUGAACUGCAAGGAGGGGGCCCUGAUGAGAGCGUUCCACCAGCAAGUAGGCGAGAGUAGUGACUCCGGUCAUUCACUGCUAGAUCUACAGAGAUCUAUUAUACGCGCCGUUAGAUCAAUGCCCGGAAAUCAAGUUUGCGCUGAUUGCGGUUCGACAAAUGAUCCGACAUGGCUAUCGACAAAUUUCGGUAUAAUAGUUUGUAUCGAAUGUUCUGGAAGUCACCGAGAACUCGGCGUUCAUAUAUCGAGGAUUCAAUCUUUGACUUUAGAUAGACUGAGCACUUCGCAGCUAUUACUGGCCAGGAACAUGGGAAAUCAGAUGUUCAAUGAAGUCAUGGAGAACACGCUCGAUGAUAGAGACAAACUCACGCCCGAGAGUACGAUGGAAGAGCGUCUCAGGUUCAUACGCGAGAAGUACGUGUACAGAGCGUGGGCGGCGCGCACGUGUCGCGACGCGGCCGAGCGUCUCUCCGAAGUCGAGCACGCAGUCAACAACGGACACUUGCAGAACCUGUUGCAGGCGUACGCUGAAGGCGCCGAUCUGGCUGCGACGCUUCCUUGUUCGGACUGCGGCGAGACAGCCCUCCACUUGGCCAUAUCGCGGGAACUGGGCGACGGUUCCUGCUUGCACAUAGUCGAUUUUCUAGUCCAGAACGGUGGUUCUCAACUGUUAGACAAGGCGACCUCGACCGGCAUGACGGCUCUGCAUCUGUGCGCGGCGACCGAUCGAACGGAACCGAUGAAGUUGCUUCUCAAAGCCGGCGCCGAUUCGUCGGUCAGGGACGGCAGCGGUCGGACGCCCUUGCAGAUAGCGAGGCAGCUGGGCCAUCAUGGAUGUCAGGAAUUGUUGGAGAGUGUGGAUAAGAGAGAUAAAAACAUAUUCGAGAACAUAAAUAUAGACUGGAACUUAUCGCACGACGACGGCUCAACUGACUUCUCGGAUGACGACACUGUUAUCGACGAAAGACAAAACGGUAGCGUUACUCCGGAGAAGAAGUGUCCCCGUUCCCGGCCACCGUCGUACGCGGGUGGGUCGGUGGGUCCGGGCGCGGCGCCCGCGGGCAGCGCCGGCGGCGACUCCCCCGUGCUGCGGUCCCGCUCGUCGACCUGCGAUUCGUUACACCACGCCCCCCCGACGCCAACUACGCUGCCAAGGAAACCUAACGUCUAUAACAUAGGCAGCUUAAAGAAGCGAGCGGCGCCCCUGCCCCCCGCCGUGGCGCUGUCCCACCCCCCGCCGCACCCCCGCUCUACUCCCUCGCCCUCCGCCGACACCACACGUUCACUUCACGUUAUCAGCACAGCUUCGGGUGUGAAGCAUCGUCCCCAGCAGCCUCCCCCCACCCCGCCGCCGACCGUCUCCUCGCUGCACAACGGCGCGUUUCACCGCGACGAACCGACGCCACCUCCCAGGAAGGAAUGUUCUAGUCAAGACUCGUCAUUAGAGUUGUGCGAUAUAACGGAUUCGUGCUUGGACGAGAGUCGGUUGCAUUCGGCCAUGUCGUGCGACAGCUCGCGGUCCAGGGACCGAUCCAGGCGCAGCGACAGUCGGUCGCUCGACGUCUCCGACACGUCCAGCGUGCACUCCAGAUCGCCGUCUGCCUCUAUCACUAUGAUGGGCGGCGUCAGACGGUGUCGGGCUCUGUACGAUUGUUCGGCGGACAACGAAGACGAGCUGUCGUUCCGCGAGGGCGAAGUGAUCGUGGUCAUCAACGAACGCACCGAGGACGACAACUGGAUGGAAGGUCAAGUCGAGGGCACGAGCAGGCGAGGGAUGUUCCCCGUCUCUUUCGUUCACAUGCUACCCGACUAGUGAUAGAUGAACGCGUCGAGAAUGAACAGUUCAGUUUCGGCGGCGUGAUCGUGGUACACACACACACCGAACAUAACAUACGCCUCGAAUUGAGAAGCUCCCGUUUUUUAAGUCGGUCAAAGCGAAAACCACGGUAGUGAGGAGACUGAAGUAACUCAACACCUAUGCUCUGUAACACAAACGUACGAAAAUUACGUUCGUCUAAAUGUAACCUUGUAUUAAUAUUCUGCUAUUAAUGUAAGUGUAUUUGAAUGUCUAAUCUGCUUAUCACUAAAAAAUAAUGAACACCAUAAAAACAUUUUACUAAAUAGUCCAUAAAAUACUAUGAACUUUGUAAUAAAACUUUCGUAAAGGCCUAAGCAUUGGUUUUCAGUUCCAAUUGAUUCUAAUGUCAACAUAAACUAAAACAUCAAUUUUUUUUUAAAUAUAUAUUAGAAUGCUGACUGAUAUUAUUCGGUUUUGCAACUCGUCAAGAUAAUCGAAAUUAUUUUUACGAUUUAAUAUCUCGUGUCUCGUCAGUUGUCCACGACAACGGAAAUUAUAAAGUAUUUAUUGAAGCGUCAGAAAUAAUAAAGGCGAGACAAUUUCAUAUGAUUUUCCAAGUAAAGCAUAAAUUCUGGUCAGCGAACUCUGCUUUAGCUCUUGCGUCGGAUCCAAGUUUGCUCUUGUAAUUUGACGUCAUUCUUAUUUUGCAGGCUUAACUAGGUAAUUCCAAUCAAAAGUUAAGUCAAAGAUCAGUAUUUGCAACCCCUUCAAAUUGUUUUUAAAUUAACCAUUUAUGACUUAGUUAAAUUAAAACAUGGCAUUAAUUACGCAAAUUAAAACACUACAUGAUGUGUACUCAUGAUGUGAAGGUAGAAUUUAGAAAAUAAAUAUAAACUAAUUUAUUUAAUUGAUUUUAAGUAGCUACUGGAACUGUUUACUGAUUCGUGAAAAGAAUAGACGGUAAUUGUAUACAACCUACCAUCCUAUCACCAUUAAAAUAUAAUAAAAUAGUUAAAAUCUUAACUGUUUAAUUCGCAAGCAAAAAUUGACAACUGAUAAUCCUUAAUUAGUUGACCAAAGCUAAAGCUGAGACCUCUUUGAAAAAGGCGCUAAGAAAAUUUAUUUUUUACUAAGAAUUUACAAUUCGUCAAUACCUUGACUGCCGAUCAAUGUCAAUAAUAAAUAAAGUACUAUUUUAAUCUCAGUAAAGAAAUUUCAUUAUUAUUAAAAAAAAAAUGACACCAAUAAUAUCAUUAAAAGAUUGUGCAUUGGCCGUCCUAAAUGGGAUUUUAUACUUUUCUUUUUUAAACUUUAUACAGUAAUUUUAUGUAUUUGAGGUAUCACUUAUCGAUAAAGGACGAACUGUUUUUUUACGUGUGCUGUAAAGCCUAUAGAUUUGCGAACCAAUUUUUUGUACUACUUUGUAAUAUAAUUCAUAAGGAGCAAAUAAAAGGGCAAUAAAAAAGCCCUCAAGAGAACAUUUUUGUUUACGGUAUACGGUAUGCGUUUUUGAAUAUUUUUUUUAAAUUAACGGUUGAGCAUUUAAAGUAUUAAAAUUAAAAGUUUAAUAUGUAGAAAGUGUUAUGAUUGAAUCAAUACGAUUUAGUAAAAGAAAGAAGCGACGUAGUUAUGUAUACUUAUGGUUAUGGUAGAACCAUUGAUUCAGUCGCAGGCGAAUAACGCUUAUGAUGUCAUGUUUCAAUUUAAUUUAAAAAGACUUAUUGUUGCAUAUUCAUCUUCUAAAUGACAUGUCCUUCUUCAAACGAGGCUUGUGGAGAGUAUUAAGCGGUAGGCAGCGGCUUGGCUCUGCCCCUGGCAUUGCUGAAGUCCAUGGGCGACGGUAACCACUCACCAUCAGGUGGGCCGUAUGCUCGCCUGCCUACAAAGGCAAUAAAAAAAAAACAAUUGUAAUUACAUUAUGAACAAGCAAUCCAUUUUGAUAAAUUUGAUCCGGAUUAAACAUUUGAAAUUUUAAAAUUGGCAACAUUUUCUUCAAAAAUUGAAUUGAAACAUAGAACAUAAUUUAUUGUACAGUUCAAAUUAAUAGUGAUUUGCCAAAAAUAAAUAUGUGAUCUGUAGUUUGGAGAUAUAGAGGUAUAGUAUAAUAUAUUCAGCUGUGAACUCUUGUCGGACCAGUGUUUCUUGUAUAGUUUGUUCGUGUAGCUUGGUAUUGCUGUGUCUUAGACCGUUGGUGCAUGCUUUCUAGAUUUCGGUAGUCUAGCGGGACUGGUUUUCAUUGUAUAAUCAUUUCACUACUCAUUUCAAAUCGCCAUCUUUGUUGUUUUGAUAUGGGGGAUUAAAUAAAACUAGCCAAUCUGAAUAUUUUCAGUUGAGGGAACUGCUCCAGGUUUUAACUGCGCGGUUAGUAUAUUUAAAAUGCGAUGAGGCAAUGUAAAGCGCAUGAAACAUCCUUCAGCCGCCCCGUUAAAUGAGUGAAUGACAUUUGAAGGACAAAUUUUGUGCGCUGUGUAUUGCGGCUUAUCAAUAAAAUUAAAUAAUAAAGUUUUAAUUCUUAAUAGGAUAUCAGAAGUUUUAUAUUAUGGCCGUCACAAAUAUAAAGCUUAGUAAAGUAAAUGAAUUCUAUACAGUUCAACUAUGUUAAUAUCAUUCGGUAGCGGUUCCCUUGCACUCUAGAUUUUUAAUUAAAUUAAAAUGUUUUUCGCGGGUCGAAACAAGAUUUAAGUCACAAUUUUGUAUCGUAUCGUGUGAAAUGAAUUUCUCGACGUUUCUUUAACUAACCACCUGUAUUUGGUUUGUUUUUACAUUUUUUUUUAAACUAGUGUGUGAAUUUCGUAAUUCGUAAAUCUCGUUUUAAUAGUAACUAACUAUAUUACAAAUAUUGGAAUCACACAAUUCGGACCAAAGAUAUUAAAAUUUAUUGGAAUCAAGUCUCGCUCAUAAAUUGAAAAUGUAUAUUAUUCUGAAGAGAACAUCUGCAUAAAGGCAAAUAAAAUUGUUUUGUAUAACGUCAUAGCUGAAUUAAGAUUGUUAAUUGUUAAAUCAAAUUCUAAAUCUACACUAAAAAAAGUAACAAUAUACAAUGUAGCCGGCAGGGCAAGUUAAUGUCCUACAAAUCUGAAAACCCAUGAAAAAAAUCGGAAAAAAAAACAGUAAACACUGUCCCUUUAUAUGCUUUCUAUUUAAUAUCGGUCUAGUAAUAUUUUUAAAAUUUUAUAAGUAAUAGGUAUUUAUAGUAUUAGUAUUUAUAUUUUAACUCAAUUUCAAUUUUGUUCAGUGUUCCUAAAAUAAAUUACCCAUUUUAUUAAAUGAUAAUGAUCAAAAUAUGUAAACUUUAAAAUGAUCUUUUAUAAACUGUAAAUAAUAAUUUUGUGAAUAAUUUAAUACCUAUUUACUGGAUAUUUUUUAUACAGUUUCUUAAGUGUUCAGAAUAUUUGUAGUAGUCGCUUACCCCAGCAGGCGACAUUGUAUAUUUGUUACAAAAAAUAAUAAAAUAUCUAAGAAGCCUGUAUUAUAUUUCACUAAUAUUAAUUGCUACCAAACACAUUCCCUUGUAUGUAAUGUUGUAAUGUUUUUGUAUAUUUAGUUUCGUAAAUAUAGUUUGUAAUUAUAGCGUGUCAGUUAUAAUGUAACAGUUACCUAGUUUAUUGCGCGUGUUGCCAUACGAAAAAUAUUGAAUACAUAUUUUAAUAUUCCUAA